Molecule: messenger RNA, 1041 nt
Organism: Aspergillus alliaceus
Lineage: Eukaryota; Fungi; Ascomycota; Eurotiomycetes; Eurotiales; Aspergillaceae
Exons: 1
Coding region: 299-589 (96 amino acids)
Source: RefSeq, a predicted model, not a curated record
CUUUAAUUAAGUAUUUUAUGAGCUAGUCACUUCCUUCUCUUAGUAUAUCAUGUUGGCUGGGGAUUCCGGCUCUCAGUCCUGAUUGGACCAGCCAGUGGGAUGAUCAGGCCAGUAAGCGGAUUUAGGUGAAAGUCCUGGAGAUAGCUCUAGAUAGCAAGAAGAUAAUCAUGAUUGUGAGAGGAAUGAGCUCCACAUAGUGUCCCAAGAUAUGGCAUUUCACAGGCAUCGGAUAGUCGAUUGAGGCAUCCUCACCUGUACAUAACCGACAUCCAUUCAACCCCAGGGGCUUGGAUCCCCAAUGAGGAAGAUAGGGCUUCUGUUGCUGAACUUUGAACCGUCUUUCUUGAGCUCGACUAUUUCAGGGCCCGCAAAAGUAGCUCGCACAGUAUCGAUGCUCUCACACUCCAAGGUAGCGCAGAUUAAAUGCGGAGGCUUCGACCCAUCGGGGUUGCUGCUGAACUUCGUUACCUGCCAACCCUUUAACCCAUACUUGGUCUCCAGGCUUUCUCCACCAGAGGCAUAUGUGUGUUCACGUAGUAGCUUUCAUCGAAAGAGAUGUUGGGCUCAUUUGGAUACAGGGCGAGGGUAGUGGCUGGCAUGCUGAUAUGAUAUGCGGACCUUAUAGCUAGCGUUGGGUAAAAAGAGAAAUGUUGUUUCCCCAGCAUCUAUAGCCAUAUGGCAUUUUAAUCUACGGUUUUUGUUAGGAUUUUGUCUACUAUCGAGCCUACAGGAGGGAACGGACAUAUUGCUCGAUGUCCCAGUGAAAAUGCCAACUAGUCAGAUUCCUAAGCCGUAAGGCCGUGCUAAGAUUUAGUGGAUUGGUGUACACAGGUCACGGCAACUCUUCGGAAGGGUCGCGUUGACCCUUAGGUAUCCCCUACACGUGACUGUCUUGGGGGCGAAACGCCCAGUGUCUGAAUCGAAACAAGCAGGCACUCUAAUUGCAGAUACCAUGGUCCUUUAAGUAGCAAUAUCAAGAGCUCCAAUGUUUAGACCCUUUACCGGUGUUGCAUUCUUAUUGCCCUAGGAAAAACAACGAAU